Durusdinium trenchii is the source of this 603-nucleotide messenger RNA. NCBI's taxonomy places the organism in Eukaryota, Dinophyceae, Suessiales, Symbiodiniaceae. The record is from the annotation of a GenBank genome assembly.
AUGUGGCGGCUCUUAAAGUCACCUCCUUCAGUGAUGCGAGAGCCAACUAUUUUAGCCUCUGCUUUGCAAGCAGCGCCUUCACCUUCUUUGCCUUGGUCCGCCCAGCAUGCUGAGGCAACUGCCUUGAAGCAUCGGCUUGAUGUCUUGGCGCGAAACCUCGACAGCUGCGAAGGUGAACUUGUGGAUCACGCUUGGGUCCAACGCUUCGUGGCUGCCCAUACCCGCUUGGUAGAACUUGGUUGCCGUUUGGAGGGUGGCUUCGUCGACGUAGAUGCAGAGGUACAACGCCUACAGCAAGUGCUGGCACAUUCGCGAGUUCUGAGAGCUUUGAAGGGCGAGUCGGAUGAGAUGUCCCUGGAGUCGUCGGGACAAGUGUUUCACUAUGGUGAUGGGGAGGCUGCUCAGGGUGAGGACUUGGAGAGCACUUAUGAAGCUUUUGAGCGCUUCACUGAGCAGGAGGCGCAUCAUGCUGCGAGCUCUCUUUGCAAUGAUUGGUGUGCACCACGUAUCAGAUCAUUUUGUAACAUAGCUACAGCUACGGCAUCAUUGUAUAUAACAGUGCUAAAUAAAGAUAGGCCAGGACAUGUUCAAAGCAAUUUGUGA